GUUGAUGCUAAUGUAACGGUUCAAACUCCCAAAGAAGAGAUAACUUACACUGAUCCUACAUUCUGCAAACGAAUUACACCAAAACUAGUGUGUUUGGUGAAUCCGUGUCAGUGAUGGAGGGAGAUUCUGUCACUCUAAACACUGAUCUUACGGAAAUACAUGAAGAUGAAGACAUACUGUGGCAAUUUGGAGCUGAAAAGAUCUUUGUAGCUGAAAACAAUGGAGAAGCAGGACAUUUCUCUACAUAUUAUGGUCCUGAUGGGAGAUUCAGAGACAGACUGAAGCUGGACAAUCAAACUGGAUCUCUGACCAUCAGAAACAUCACAACUGAACAUGCAGGACUCUAUCAACUAGAUAUUAGUGCAGUGAAACUGUCUUCAAAAACAUUCAGUGUUUCUGUCUAUGCUCGUCUGCCUGUUCCUGUCAUCAGCAGUAACUCUUCACAAUGUUCAUCAUCACAGCAGAAUUGUUCAUUGUUGUGUUCAGUGGUGAAUGUGGGUCAUGUGACUCUCUCCUGGUACAAAGGACACAGUUUAUUGUCCAGCAUCAGUGUGUCUGAUCUCAGCAUCAGUCUCUCUCUACCUCUGGAGGUGGAAUAUCAGGAUAAAAACACCUACAGCUGUGUGCUCAACAAUCCCAUCAGCCACCAGACUCAACAUCUGGACAUCAGUCAACUCUGUCACACAUGUUCAGGUAUGUCGGUGGUCAUGUUAACAUUUAUUAAAAAAGCUCAUAUAUGGCAUUAUAGUCAGACAGAUUCAUGGCUCAUUUUGUUCAUUACAGAAGAGGGCCUGCCCUUAUUUUACAUAUUGUUGAUUUCUGCUGCUGGAUCUCUGUUGAUUGUAGCUGCAGUCACAAUCUUCUGGAUUUGGAAGAGAUGUAGAAAAAUUGAUCAAGAAGUUCAGACUCGUGAGGAAGAGAUAACUUACACUGUUCUAAAGUUCUACAAAAGAAAUACACACAAAUAGAAUGUCAAAGAGGAAGGACAUGUGGAGUAUGUACCUGUCGCCAUGAGGAACCUCCUAUGAAGGUUUUGGGAGUUUGGAAACCACAUGAUAAUCACCACAUGUAGCACUAUUGCUGGCUUAUUGAAUCAUUCCAAUACUAAAGUCUCAGAAGUAAUUGGGACUAUGUGUAUAAAUGACCAAAUAAUAACAAAAACAAAUAUUCAAUACAGUAAUCAAAGAUAGUCAAAGUAGUCCUUUAAUUAAAAUUUGUCUGUUUAUUAACAUCUUUACACAACUGCAUAAGCAUGUGUCCUGCUGGACAUUUGUUGUGUUUGAUGUCAGUUUGUGAGUGUGUGUCUGAGGUGUCCAUAUUGUGUCUGUAAAUAGCGUGUAGAUGAAGAGCCAUUUUCCCAAUUCUCACUCAAGUUCAUAAAUUAAUAAAAAAUGCUUGUGAGAUCUUACUGUGUGAGUACGACGUAUGAAAAUAUCAUAUGUGUAUGUAAAAUAUUAUUGAGAUUUAUAUUCAAAGGCAUAUGCAUAUCUCUAUAUUUCCACAACCUUACAUGCUAUUAAUGUGUUUCUGUGGAUAAGCAGUGCUAGUUUAGGAAAAUGUUA
Molecule: messenger RNA, 1562 nt
Organism: Onychostoma macrolepis
Lineage: Eukaryota; Metazoa; Chordata; Actinopteri; Cypriniformes; Cyprinidae
Product: SLAM family member 5-like
Exons: 5
Coding region: 114-968 (284 amino acids)
Source: RefSeq, a predicted model, not a curated record